UCAAUUUGUUUACAAACAAAACAUCUGGCGCUUGCUGACUAGCACCGAAGCCAGUUUCUUGUAUUCCAGGUUCAAAAUCCAUGUCUACCGACGAUGACAACUGGUCAAUCCAGUGCUGCGAACUGGAUGACCUGGUGCCGUCUCCAGAGGAACUGGAAGACGCAUACGCUGCAUUAGAAAAUGGAACCUACUCGCUUGAGUUGAACUGGAAGUGUCCCGGCCGAAGGCCUCCCUCACCGGUACAGAAGGACGAACCAAAGGUAGCGGAGGUCGUGGAAAAGGAAUCACCAACCAAAAACAAAGAGUUUGAUUUCAUGGACGACGUUGCCCUGCCACAGAUGCGUGUCCGAACGCAAAACAGCGGACCGAAGGGGUCCGCUAAAAAGAAGACAACCAAUUUCGCUGGUGUUCUAGAUCAGAUGAAGAAACAUGGGCGGCUAACGCCGCUGAAAGAGGGUGCUAGUAGCGCGGGUUCCAGUGGGACUGCCAGUACACCCACCACCGGUGGAAGCGUACCGUCUAGUUGAGCUGUUCGAAUUAAUAGUUUAGAAAAUAAGAGUAAAACGUAUUAAUCGG
Messenger RNA from Topomyia yanbarensis, 576 nucleotides. RefSeq lists its product as uncharacterized. NCBI's taxonomy places the organism in Eukaryota, Metazoa, Arthropoda, Insecta, Diptera, Culicidae. The record is from RefSeq and is a predicted model, not a curated record. Bases 81 to 527 code for a protein of 148 amino acids. The transcript is spliced from 2 exons.